Molecule: messenger RNA, 1804 nt
Organism: Chinchilla lanigera (long-tailed chinchilla)
Lineage: Eukaryota; Metazoa; Chordata; Mammalia; Rodentia; Chinchillidae
Gene: Efcab11
Product: EF-hand calcium binding domain 11
Exons: 6
Coding region: 110-601 (163 amino acids)
Molecular function (GO): calcium ion binding
Source: RefSeq, a predicted model, not a curated record
GCGAAGUUUAGCUUCCUGAGGUGCUGUGGGCGUGGUUACGGUUGGCGGAGAGCUGUUUUCGUGAGGUGUUCCAGAUCUGCUAGGUCAAGAAUUGGUAGUAGCGGUGGUGAUGUCUCUCUCUAAAGCUGGAGCCUGGCCGCGGACGUGGGACCCCAGCCCUUCGGAACACAGGAAGUGGGUGGAAGUAUUUAAAGCCUGUGAUGAAGAUAAUAAAGGCUAUCUAAGCAGAGAGGACUUCAAGGUUGCUGUUGUAAUGCUGUUUGGUUACAAGCCCUCCAAGAUAGAAGCAAAUUCUGUGAUGUCUUCAAUAAAUCCCAACACUUCUGGCAUAGUACUUGGGGAGUUUUUAAAUAUUGUAAGGAAAAAGAAGGAAGCUCAACUGUAUUGGAAUGAGAUAAGACACAUCUUCACAGCUUUUGAUGUGCACUAUCGUGGCUAUUUAACUUUGGAAGAUUUCAAAAAAGCAUUCAGGCAGGUAGCGCCCAGAUUACCAGCAAGGACUGUUCUUGAAGUAUUCAGGGAAGUGGAUCGUGACUCAGAUGGUCACGUCAGCUUUAGAGACUUUGAAUACGCUAUGAAGCAUGGACAAAAUGAAGCCUAACUAUUGUGAUCUACUUUUUGGCAACUGUAGGGAGAUCUAUAGAUUGUAAAUAUACUCGAAGAUCAAAGCCCAGAGUGAAGCUGCCCCUGAGGCUGUGCCUCCUCUCUAUUCUUGUUACCCCGUCACCCACCAAUUCUGCAUUGGAGUGUUCCACUCGCUUCUAGUCUUCACCACCCGACCAACCGGGGGCCCUGGUUCUUAUCAGCUCCUGAAGGCUGGUAGGGGCAGCUGUUCCCUGCCAGUGGUGGCAGUUCCCUUCAUUCAUACCACAUUGGUUGAACAGGUAGUAGCAUCUAUGUGUACUGUAUGCUUAUUACAGCCGAUUCUAAGCAAUGAGAAAGGCAUUGGGAAAAUAAGGACAUAAGAUUUAUCUGAGAUAAAGUACCCAGAGUCCAAGUCUUCAUCACACAGUGACCCCAGGGUACGGGUGGUGCAAGGCAGGGGAAAUCAGAUUGCAGUAACGCAAGGCAGCCCUCUCGCACCUUACGUAGAGGAAGAAAGAGUGCAGUGUGGGUCCUGGGAACAAAAGAUGUGUUUACAGAAUCCUGUUGAGUGGUCUGACUCUGAGCUUCCUGUGCAGAGAAGCAAACCCAGGCCUGCCUAUCUGCCCUCCGCUGCACACUUCCGGUUCUGGCUUGUUCUGCCCUGCACCGAGAGCCAUACUAUUACUGGAUCCAGAUCCUGGUCUCCAUGCUCUGCCUGUCUUCCUGGCUCCACUGACUGCUACACUAGAGCAAAAUCUGGGACACUGGACAUUCAGCAUUCACUUAAAAUAAUUCCAAAGUGCUGAUAUGAAUACUAAUUUUUAAUGUCAGUGUUCACAAUUCACAACAUUAACAACAGAAGUGAAACAGUAUAUAAUUCAUAUCUUUAAAGUGUUAAAUGUUUAAAGGUCAAAUAAAAAUGUAAAUUUGCAGAACAAAAACAUUUAGCAAGCUUCAUUCUCAUACAAAUUAUUAGCAGAUAACCUUAAUAAAAAUAAAGUUGUAAACUAUGAGGAGCCUAAGGAAACAUGAUAGGUAAACAUAAGCUGGUGUCCUAGGUGGCUCCUGGAAUAGAAAAAGGACUUUAGGUUAAAAAAAAAAGUCAGAUAUGGACUUUAACUACUGAUAAUAUAUCUGUAUUGAUUGGUUCAUUAAUUGUAACAAAUGUACCGAACUCUUAAAAAAAGUGUUGAUAAUAAUGAAAAUUGGAUGAAGGGUA